UCGCAAAAUCAAACCCAACCGAUUUGUAUAUUCUCUCUCAAUAGAAAUUUCCAAAACCCUUUUCUCUCUCUCCUAUUUAAAGGUCUCUCUCUCCUCUCAGAAGCUCUGUUAGAUUUGCAAAACAUAACACUUUUCUUUUCCCACGACAAACACAUUCUGUGGAGAAUUCCAGAGAGUCCUCGCAUACGCCACAACGUUCCCGAUCCACACUCCGUCGCGAGCUUGGGAAUUGAGUGAUCGUGUGCACCCAAUCAAAUUUUCCCGCAAAGAUGAGCGUGGUUGGUUUUGAUUCUGGGAAUGAGAGUGGCGUGGUUGCCGUUGCAAGGCAAAGAGGGAUUGAUGUUGUACUCAAUGAGGAAUCAAAGCGGGAGACUCCUGCUAUUGUUUGCUUUGGCGACAAGCAGCGCUUCCUUGGAACUGCUGGGGCUGCAUCAAGCAUGAUGAAUCCGAAGAACACGAUUUCUCAGAUCAAGCGGCUCUUAGGACGCCAGUUCUCAGAUCCUGAGCUGCAGCAGGAUCUUAAAGCAUUGCCUUUUACUGUGACUGAAGGGCCUGAUGGAUAUCCACUGAUCCAUGCACGGUAUUUGGGGGAGGUAAGGACAUUUACGCCAACCCAACUAUUGGGAAUGGUGUUCUCAAAUUUGAAAAGCAUUGCGGAGACGAAUUUGAAUGCUGCGGUAGUGGAUUGCUGUAUCGGGAUUCCUGUUUAUUUCACUGAUCUUCAAAGAAGAGCUGUCUUGGAUGCAGCUACAAUUGCGGGUCUGCAUCCUCUUCGUUUACUUCAUGAAACUACUGCAACUGCUUUGGCAUUUGGAAUUUAUAAGACAGAUUUGCCAGAGAAUGAUCAAUUGAAUGUUGCAUUUGUUGACAUUGGGCAUGCUAGCAUGCAGGUAUGCAUUGCUGGCUUCAAGAAAGGCCAGCUGAAGAUAUUGGCACAUUCUUUUGACCGAUCUCUUGGUGGUAGAGAUUUUGAUGAAGCUCUAUUCCAGCACUUCGCGGCUAAAUUUAAGGGAGAGUACAAGAUUGAUGUUUUUCAGAAUGCUAGGGCUUGUCUACGGCUUCGUGCUGCUUGUGAAAAGCUGAAAAAGGUUCUUAGUGCAAACCCUGAGGCGCCUUUGAAUAUAGAGUGCUUGAUGGAAGAGAAGGAUGUUAGGGGUUUCAUCAAGAGAGAGGAGUUUGAACAAAUUAGCAUUCCAAUUUUGGAACGGGUAAAGAAGCCAUUGGAGAAGGCUCUUUUAGAUGCUGGCCUUUCCGUUGAGAACAUCCAUGCAGUUGAGGUUGUUGGUUCAGGCUCUCGUGUUCCUGCUAUAAUCAAGAUACUAACAGAGUUCUUUGGCAAGGAGCCUAGGCGCACAAUGAAUGCAAGUGAGUGCAUUGCCAAAGGCUGUGCUCUAGAGUGUGCAAUUCUCAGCCCCACAUUUAAAGUGCGGGAGUUCCAGGUCAAUGAAAGCUUUCCCUUUUCAAUUGCUCUGUCAUGGAAAGGUUCUGCUCCAGAUAACCAGAAUGGAGCUGUAGAUAAUCAACAAAGCACUAUUGUUUUCCCCAAGGGGAAUCCAUUCCCGAGUGUUAAGGCUCUGACAUUCUAUAGAUCAGGCACCUUCACAAUAGAUGUUCAGUAUGCUGAUGUCAGUGAAUUGCAGGCACCAGCAAAGAUCAGCACAUACACGAUUGGUCCUUUUCAAUCUACAAAUAGUGAACGGGCAAAAGUGAAGGUGAAAGUUCGCCUUAAUCUUCAUGGCAUUGUAUCGGUGGAGUCUGCAACUCUCUUGGAAGAAGAGGAAGUUGAAGUUCCUGUUACAAAAGAGCCAGCAAAAGAAGCUACUAAGAUGGACACAGACGGACCUCCAAGUGAAGCUUCCACUGGAGGUGCUGAAGCGGAUGUAAACAUGCAAGAUGCUAAAGGUGCUACUGAUGCUUCUGGGGCAGAGAAUGGUGUUCCAGAGUCUGGGGAAAAGCCUGUCCAAAUGGAUACGGAUGCCAAGGUUGAGGUUCCAAAGAAGAAGGUGAAGAAAACUAACAUCCCUGUAUCAGAGUUGGUGUAUGGAGGAAUGGCACCUGUUGAUGUGCAAAAAGCAGUGGAAAAGGAGUUUGAAAUGGCUUUGCAGGACCGUGUCAUGGAAGAAACAAAAGACAAGAAAAAUGCUGUGGAGUCCUAUGUUUAUGAAAUGAGGAACAAGCUUCAUGACAAAUACCAAGAGUUCGUCACUGAUUCAGAGAGAGAGGAGUUCACUGCUAAGCUUCAGCAGGUGGAAGAUUGGCUGUAUGAUGAGGGAGAGGAUGAGACCAAAGGCGUUUACAUUGCCAAGCUUGAGGAGCUCAAGAAGCAAGGUGACCCCAUUGAGGAGCGCUACAAGGAGCAUUCGGAGAGAGGAUCAGUAAUUGAUCAAUUUAUUUAUUGUGUCAAUAGUUACAGAGAAGCUGCAAUGUCAAAUGAUCCUAAAUUUGAUCACAUUGACUUACCAGAGAAGCAGAAGGUGUUGAACGAGUGUGUAGAAGCCGAAGCUUGGUUAAGAGAGAAAAACCAGCACCAGGACUCACUUCCAAAAUAUGCCAAUCCAGUUCUCUUGUCAGCUGAUGUGAGAAAGAAAGCUGAAGCAGUUGACAGGUUUUGUAGGCCGAUAAUGACGAAACCCAAGCCAGCCAAACCAGCGACUCCUGAAACGCCAUCAGCGGUACCUUCACAGGGAAGUGAGCCCCAACCUCAGGGUGGAGACAACAGCAGCAGCAACCCGAAUGAGAAUGCUGCGGCUGGGGCUAGUGAAUCACCACCAGCUGCUACUGAGCCGAUGGAAACCGACAAGGCCGAGAGUGUGCCUGGCACUGCAUAAUUUAGCAUACCCCCCUCCUAUUUAUUCGUGUCAGUGUCUUGUGAGAGAGCAAUAGGGUACCGUUUAUAGCGCUGUUACUUUUCGAACAUGAAACUCAUGCCAGAUGGUGAGAGGCCUUGGAUUGUUUGAUAGUGGGGUUGUUUGGAUAACUGAGAUCGUCUUCCAUGUUGAAUGGUUUUGCAAGAUUCUGUUAUAAAUAGGGUAGGUUCUAGAAUCCUAUUUUCGGAAAGGUAAGUAAGAGAAAGGUAAAAUUAUUGUGAAUUUUCUUUUCCCCUACUAUUUUUGUUGAGAAAGAGACAUGUAUUUACUCUUUAAAAGGGCAUAGACCCUGUUCGGUUGUGUGUGUUUUGAGGACGCUUCAGGUCUUUUAUUUCUUCACCUGUACCUGUUGGAAAAUUGAACUUUCUCUAAAAGCCAUCAGGUUGUAAUACUUAACAAUUUGUUCCUUGAUGGAAAGAGACUUGUUGAGAGAGUUGCAAGUGAAACCCAUUAGUUUCUCUA
Cornus florida is the source of this 3329-nucleotide messenger RNA. Its product is annotated as heat shock 70 kDa protein 15-like. The record is from RefSeq and is a predicted model, not a curated record. The transcript is spliced from 10 exons. Gene Ontology annotation, molecular function: ATP-dependent protein folding chaperone; ATP binding. Bases 270 to 2828 code for a protein of 852 amino acids. Gene Ontology annotation, cellular component: nucleus; cytosol. Lineage: Eukaryota; Viridiplantae; Streptophyta; Magnoliopsida; Cornales; Cornaceae. Gene Ontology annotation, biological process: protein folding.